This is a messenger RNA of Harpegnathos saltator (Jerdon's jumping ant), 7583 nucleotides long. RefSeq lists its product as uncharacterized. Bases 1541 to 4342 code for a protein of 933 amino acids. Lineage: Eukaryota; Metazoa; Arthropoda; Insecta; Hymenoptera; Formicidae. The transcript is spliced from 12 exons. The record is from RefSeq and is a predicted model, not a curated record.
CGGUUAAUCGACGACGACGGGAUCGUCAGUCGGUCGGAAAGCGUCGCGGCGCUCGGUGCACUCUCGCUGCACUCUCCUGCUACCUCCCUUUCGCUCCCCUCCUGUCACCGAGCACAAAGAGUCGCAAGACGAGCCACGAAGAGUCGCCAGCCAGCCAGGACCGCGACCGCGACCACGACGUCGGCGUUUCCUGUCGCGCGGCGGGCGAUACUCCACGGCGAGCAUGAUGCGAGUAGGCGCCGCGCGAUUCGGAUGACGAACAAGAGCGAAGACGCGAGGAGGGUCAUGUCCGGCGGCGAAGUGCGGAGCGGAAGUUGACGAGGACGAGAGGAAGUCGAGGAGGAGUGACGACGGUUGCCUUGAGAACGAGAACGACAAAGACGACGACGACGACGAGGAUGUUCCUCGCGCAGAGAUGACCGAUUGCUCGGCUCGACGCUGAAGAACAAGUACGCGACGCGCUCGCGAACGCCGCGAAAGGAAAAAGGUCGUUGCGAGACGGCACCAGGGAGCAGCGAACGUUGCCUUAGCCCUGCGGGGGGGAAUGCGGGCCGCGGAAUCCUCUACCUCGAAAUCGUGAUAUAUCUUUUGUACGUAUCUUGUAAAGGCCGCGUGUCGAACACGAACACCGUCUCUCUCUCUCUCUCUCUCUCUCUCUCUUUCUCUCUUUCUUUCUCUCUCUCUCCCUCUUUCUCGGAUCAUCUCAGUGGCCUCGGCGAGCGAGAAGAUCAGCCGACUAUUUCGGGCGCGCGACCGACUCUCGGGAACGCGCGCGGCAACUUUUCAUUUCGGUUAAAGGCGAGAGCGAGAAAGGACCGCUCGAGGGUGAGAACCUUUUAUCACGGAGCGUCACGUCGAGCUCGGAAAAUUAAAAAGCGGCCGUGACGACGACGACACGCUAACAGCUGCGACAACAUCGCGCCGAGGGGAGGUUGUCGAACGCUUCGCGUUGUCGUCGGAGGUGCCUGACUCGAAAGAAGACGCAGGGUUCAGAAGGGUCACGAGGGUGGGUGGCGGUGGUGGUAGCAGUCGUGUCGGUCGAGAGAGCAGCUGCGGCGGCAAUAGUCGUAACGCUACUAACGACUGCUGCAGCUACGCUAGUGUUAGUAACGGUAGUAGUAGUAGUAGUAGCAGUAGCAGCAGCAGCAGCAGCAGCAGCAGCAGCAGUAGCGACAGCAUAAGCUGCAAUUCUAGUGUUGGUGGUGCAGAUGGUAGUAGUGGUGAUCGUGGUAGUGGUGGUGGUGGUGGUGAUGGUAGUGGUGGCUAUAGCAGUGGUAACGUCGUCGUAGUCGAUGGUGGUAGUCGUAGUACUUGUGUCAGUGGAAAACUGUCGUGUAAGGGUGGCUCGACGCGACUCGUAAUAAAGGGACCGGUGGAGGGCCCGGAAAGCAGCAGGGUGGCCGCGCGAGUGCACCCGAGUUGGGGAACGGGCGCGAGAGGGGUGAGUCCCUCUGCACCCUCAGGACGGGCAUGUCCCGCGGCCGACGGCGUCCCCGGUCGCAACGUCGCUGUCGGCGCUACGACGCGGAAUCGCCGGCCGAUGGGCGCCAAUCUCACUAAGCAGAGCAGGAGGGAGGCCACGCAACGAGAUGUGGAACGAGAACGCCGGCAACGAAUGGAGGCCGAAGCUCGGGUACGCGAAGCUACGGCCGAGGCUGAGAGAGCGCGCUCGAGAGUCCAUCAUCUUCAGAGAGAGUUGGCCAGGAUGGAGGAGUCGUCGCGGGGCCUGCUGCAACAGAAGCACCGGGCCGAACAGCUGAAGCAAGAGAAAACGGCGCUGACACUGUCCUACGAGGCACGCGUGCACCAGUACCAGGCGCAGAUCUCGAAGCUGCAGCUGGAGAACGAGUCGAUGCGGGGUCAGCUGCGCGGUCUGGAGGCAGCAUGCGCUGGUGAAGUGCACGCCGCGCUGGUCGCACGACUGGCGACCCUGGAGACGGAACACGCGGCCUUGGCGCGGGACGCCGACGCCCAGCGUCGGCAAUACGAGCGGUGCCUGGACGACGUCGCCAACCAGGUGGUCCGCGCCCUCCUAUCCCAAAAGGGUCUCAGAGAGGAAAUAGGCGCGUUGCAGAGACGUAUACGAGAGCUUGAGGCUCAGAAUCGAGCACUGUCGGGAUUGCUGGCGCAGGCUGCCAGUCCUGGUAGCCCCACCGAACUGAUCCAAGGAAUCCUCGAGGCCGGUCCGGCCGCUCUGGUGGCCGCCUUGGGCUUGGAUCCAGCUUGGGUGCCCCUCUCGAGGCCACGAUCCUUAAACUUGCAGAUACCCAUGAUGGCAGCCACCAAGUGCCGACGCAGCAGACCUCUCGCGCAAAAGCCUUCGGAGGAGGAGGGCAGCGAGAGCCCAGAGAGCGGUAACCGGGACGAGGGCUACUCGACCAUGUCCAGCGACGUCCAGGGUGAGGGCACGCGCCAAGAGCCGUCGCGCGGCCUCGAGGACCUCAAGGAAGCUACCGACGAGACCGAGGCCGACGUGUCGCCGGACGCACGCCUCGUCGCCCUCGACGCCGGCGACCCCGACGUCCUCUUUCUACCUCUGAACCUCACGGUCGGCAUCAACCCGCGCCACAGCUACCCGCCCACCAAGGAGCUGCUGCCGUACCAGCACGUGAUGCGCAGCUUUUCCGACAGCCACCUCUGCCUCAAGCUCACCACCACCGCCAAUUUCACGCCGUACAAGCUACCCAGUCCCAUGGGAUCGUCCUCCCUGCUGCUGGUGGAGGAGGAGGGCUGGGACGCUGAGUACGUGCAACAAUGGCUCAGGCUCGACGACAGCAGGAGCGCGCAACAACACCGAGACUUGCUCGAAUUAGAGUACGACAGGGCGGAGCUGGAGGAUUGGAGCUUCUCGUUGUCCACGGAGGACCUCGUGCAAAAUGAAUCGGCAAUGUGGAAGGAACCGGCUACAAACACACCCGCCUUGCCGGCAAUCAAGGAGCAUAAUCCCCUGGAAUUGGAGGAGGACGCGAACGAGUGUCUGUGGAACGGCGCGAGUUAUCUCGCCGACAGAGCCGGAGGGGAGCUGGUCGCGCUUCUAAUGGACGCGAGGGCGACUGGACCUUGGCCGUACGCGUCGAGUCCCGGCGCGUCUUGGAGCAGCGAAGAAGGAGCGCUGGAGAACUCGAGCAAGAGGUCGUCGGCGGCGCUCUCCGGCUGCAGCGACGACCCUGACACGCCGUCGAUCGGCACCGACUUCACCAGGGACUUUUAUAGACUGGUGAAGUUCGAGAGCACAAAGAGCCUGGCCAGCACGUCGUCCAGGAGCGGGAGACCGCCGCCGGACAGGGAGCAGGCGCUUCAGAGCGUCCUAUCGUUCAUCGCCGAGCAGCAGAUGUACCUCGCGGAGUUGCCGAACAACCCCGUGGAACCUCAUAACGGCCUGUCUCACUCGACCGAAGUUAUAGAAGUGGGCAGCAGCAAAAGCGAUUCCACGGCGGAGUCGAAGGUCUCGGCCGAGGUGGAGGGAUCAAUCGCUCCGGAGAGCAGCAGCAACAUCGGGAGCGCGAACGAGAGCAACGACGAGCUGCUGCUCGAUCAGAUACAAGUGCCGCCGUUGGCACCCGAGGAGAGGAUCGUGAGCGCCGUGUCAUGUAACGGAGGUAUCUCGUACACGACGGUCGCGCCAUCGGAAUUGGGAGCCGUGCCCGAGGAGGACGAGGAGGCUGCAACCUCUUCCACGCCUAGUACAGUUGUCAGCCCAGCGCGAGCGACCCUCCUCGUGGAGGGUAGAGAUCGAACGUUGAGUUUCCACGAACGCGCCACGUCCAAGGACGUCAUAGACGAGUUGAAUCGCAUGAUUCGGAAGGGAGAGGACAACGCCGCCGUCAGCAACAACGAGCCUCAGGUAGCGCUGGAGAAACUGGACCUCGCUUGCUGCUGCCCGACAGGAUGGGUUCACGUUGAACGCGACAUUGACUUCACCGACCCCAAGGCCAGAGCCAAUCUCUUAGAUGUGAUGUUAGCAAGCAGCGAAAGUUCCUCGGCGACGUCGAGCAGCGGUUCGGCGGGCAGCGACUCGGGAGACGAACCACCCGAUUACCGUCACUUGCACAGAUUACACCGGUACCGACGACAAAAGAAAGCGUCGGCGGCCCAGGCGCACCGCGUCCUCCGACUGCCGUCCACCUGGGGCUCGUCUAGGCCGUCGAUCAUCGGUCGCGGCGACGACUUCUUCGUGCGCUACGGGGACAAGGAGCGCGAGGCGGUGGCCUCCUUCGAUUUCCUCGACGAGUUCGUCGCGGCGCCGCCCUCCUCGCUCGGCUCGGACAGCAGACCGCUCGACCCGGACGACGCGCCGUCCGCCGAUCUCAACAGCGACAUCAUGAAGCUCUCGCCGCUCUAGAACCGGUCCCGAGGCAACGGCGACGACGAUGGCGACGGCCUAUCGUAGAAUGAAUGAACGAACGAACGAACGAACGAACGAACGAACGAACGAGUGAACGAAUGUGCGAACGAGCGAACGUCGAUUUCUCUUCCGAACGCGAACUUUUCCCGGUCGGCUUUCCCGGAGAGAAAGAGAGUUUAGCUAAGUUUCUGCCUUUCCAUCGUGGAGAAAUUCGGUUUUGUUCUUCUCUUUUCUUAUGAAUAUGAGAAGUCCAUUUUUAGCAGAAGCGAGAAAAACGUAAUUUUCAAGCGGAGAAACGCGCGAGUCGCCGGGAAGAGGCUCUCGUCGAACGCGACCUCGUCACAGAUUGCUGAAUCUUCUCUCGUACAAACAUGUAGCGAAUCAAAAUGACUAACUGAACGACCUGACCGUCUGAUCCUAUUUAACGCGGUGCGUAAUUACUUGUGAACGGUCGUCUACCCCUUCGUUAUCAACGCUCUUACUUUCGCAAUCGCGUGUUGAAACGGCGAAGCUCGUCCUUCUAGGACGAGAGAACGAUUUGUAUAUUAUUCUGUACGAACGUCUUGGUCGUCGCGCCUCGACUUUUUAUGAUCUCGCGUCGCGUCGUGUCUUAUCGGUGAAAGUGAUAAGCGGAGCCGAGGUCGAGUAACUUCGAGACGCGUCGCGGUUCGAGAUAGAUUAUUGUUUUCAGACAAGAAUCCGUCUUGUCUUUUUCUCUGCGAGCUUCCUCUUAUUCGAGAUACAAAUAAAACUCAUCGUGGUACAGUCGAAAGCAGAUAAAGAUUGGAUCCAACCGACGAGAAUGGAUUGGUCCUGGCCGAGUCCAGGCUGAAUUCCUUGUCCAGACCUAGACUGAAUUCAAGCUGGUCCAGGUUGGUUCUGUAUUAGCCAAACCGAAUACAGAUAGCUCUAAUAGCUUUCUUGGUAUCGAAUGAUGCGAGAGGACACAAAUUCCGCGAUUAUCUCACCUUCCACUGUACCUCGGUGCGCCGAACGAAGAAAAGGAUCUAAUAAUGAAUACGUGAGGAUAAAUAUUAGUCAGAGAAUUAGCGAUAAGGAUUAUGUAAGCUGUGGUCAACCUGUGACACACUAAAAAUAGCGUGUACGACGAGCAUGAAUCGCCACGAUCGGAAGGCUCUCUUCACCGAAAUGAACGCACAUUGACGACGCGUAGUCGUAGAUUUAGAACUCAUCCUGUAAUCAUUUUACGAAAAUCUUGCGAACAUCGCGUGUCACGGCACGUGACUUGCGAAAAAUAAAAUCUCCAACAGUUCAAAAACAUCACGAGAGAAAAUCUUUUCAUAUAAAUUCACGCCUCGAUAAAAAAAUAUAUUAUUUACGGGUGAAAAUCUCACACAUUUUUUUCGGAUUAACUCCUUAGACGUGUCCUAACACAAAAAUUCAGAUUUAACUCGGUAGAACCGAUAGGCUUCGUUUAACAAGCACGAUUUCUAAUUCUCCGGAACAUUAAAUUUGGUUAAAAAGACCGUUUUCAGGGUCGUUAUCGAAUCAUCGUAACGACUUAUAAUGCGAGAAAAACGCAAGUCGCGACGCGUCACCAUUCAAAAUGAGCUUAAAGAGAAAGAGAGCGUAGACUAAGAAAACACUCGUCGAUUUUCUAUGAACCGCUAUAGAUAUUUUGUACUCUCCCCCGUCGCGAAUCGUCGACGAGCGUCAAGAGCCGCGAUCGUUAGUCGAUACAAUUCGGUCCACGCACGACAAACUAUUUCCUUCUGUCCUUACAUGUGUAAGAGCGCAAAACAUGAGUCUGUAUAUUUCGCUUCCGAACUUUGUAAUAUAGCGAAUGAUGUGUACGUGUAUGUAUGGAAGAGAGAAAGAGAGAGAGAGAGAAAGAGAGAGAGAGGCAUUCGCGCUUAGAAAAAAGAAUAAGUCGACGAAAUAACGAAAAUUACUUGUUGUGUGAACGGAGGUAGGUAUAACUUCGGUGUGAUUUAUACGAAAUUCGUCGCUACGAAGGCGAACGGACUUCUCAGCGUAACGUUUGAUCGAGGUAGGCGUAAUAUCACUAGCGUACAUAAGCUUUAGGAUAUAAACGAGUCGAUAGAGAUCGAAGAUAUUUUACACGUAGCUGUAUACCCGCAUGUGAGACGAGUACGUUCAAUAUUUCGAGGUGGAGGCUGCACGGACAUCAGGUUGUCCCGCGUUUGCUCGCGUUGCUGCUUUUCUAGUCAAGCAAGUGAGAGACGAUUUUCAAUUCUUUUACAAUGACGCACCCGAUCGCGCUUGUCGAUUCUGCGAGGUGCAUGUUAUCUCUUAUUAAGCGAACGAAACCAGACUACUAUCUCGAAUCGUUUUGAUGACAACCUCAUCAUUCCGAAGCUCGCGACCUCGCGGACUUGUCAGGAAACACAUAUUUUUCCCAGAUAAUACUUCGAAAAUGUCCGACACAUUCAAAUCGCGAUCAUCGUGGUAUUUUGAUAUUAUGUUAUUAAAUGGUCACGAUCUUUAAAUCGCGCUAUGAGAUAAGCCUGCUUGACGACGGCGUAAAUAAUAGCGAAACGAAAUUUCAAACAUGAUUGUCGAACGAUAGCGUGGAUGUGGCGCAAUUAGUGAGGAAACUUUCGUUCGUGCUUAAUUAAACGUAAAAAGGAACAUUGCUAUCUACGCUAAUGACGCGCAGCGUCGAAGGUUUAAUUGGCGCUAAUUAGUGACAAUUCUAAAACGCGAAGAACCAUUUCCUGCAUAACAUGCUAUAAUUAAUACUACAUUUUUCGGUCGCGAUUCAUUCGAAUGUCACAAGCGAUAACGCAAAACGUUCGGUCGCGGUGAAAAAGAGAGACGGCGAAAGGAAGCGAAGAGCAACCUUUCCCCGAGGAAACAACUUUUGUCCUGCAGCCUGAGAAUAAUAGACUAACGAUAUAGCUUUAAGAUGUUUGUAAGUUCUCUAUCUUGGGGACGACAUGGCACGUCCGUCCGCGUUCGAUUCCCGGUCGAGGCGUAGUCCCACCAGCAGCAAAGUCAAACGAUAAUCGCGCGAAAUGAGGACUCAGUGUGUACGACGGACGAUAUGUGUGUGACUUUGUACAUAGUUAUGUAUCAUAGCUCAAUGCAGAUGUAAGUUAUCCUCUCUUGAACUUAAUAAAUAACGACAAUAUACGAAACGUAAAGAGAACAAAAAAGAAGAAUCCAACAAGCACGUGUAACCGAUUGUUGUUGUCUACGUUUAUUUAAUGAAUGUACAGAGCUGGACACAUAUAUAAACAUACAUACACAUACA